GCGGUAUAAAGCCACAAAAUCCCUUCCCCUUUUUUUAGUUUUCUUUCCAUCUCGCCUAUUUUUCUUUUGUCUUGCUAUUUGCGCCGUCGCAGUUUUAUGCAUUUUGUGGCUUUUUCCAAUGAGGGACAUAUUUUUUUCUUUCAGCUUUUUAAGCUUUCCUCUCCAAGUCAUUCACUUUUUUCUCUUAAAUUCUUUCACAUUGACUUUUCUAGUAAAAGCAAAAAUAUAAACCAUUUCUCCAUUAUACAUUUUAUUUUCCCAUUAUGGCAAAAAUGGAUUUAUAUAUUUACAGAGAAAAUUCUGUGGCCAUUAAUGAAAAUUUAUUGA
Molecule: messenger RNA, 327 nt
Organism: Meloidogyne enterolobii
Lineage: Eukaryota; Metazoa; Nematoda; Chromadorea; Rhabditida; Meloidogynidae
Source: the annotation of a GenBank genome assembly